AUGUUGACCGAACAGCGCUAUAGCACACUGUUUUUGGCUCUCGUCUUCGCUCUUAUCCAGACUGUUUUGAUUGCAGCUGAUGGCGAAGCCGUCUGCAGUGUCAAGCCACCCUUGCUUCCAAACAACCACCUCUACACUCAACACUGCGGGGACAAUUCUCGGACGCUCUGGCCUUGCUUCACGCACAGUUCUGGUAGCCUGUACGGCACCGACAUCCUCCGAUUUACCCCUCUAGGCCAAUUCGAGGAAGACGGCAUACUUCUGGCCAAGGACGCCGAUCUGGUUGAUUUCACGCCCAGAGAUGCGGACAGGUCAUUCGCCAUCAACUACUAUCAAGUGGGAAUUCAGCUCGAGUACAGUCCCGUACGACCCGGAUGUGGCGUCCUCAGUGUCAACAAGUAUGAUGUCAACAGCAAGUAUAGGAUGACCGUUACGUCCGGGACCGAAGGGGCGUCUGCACUGGGUGAUACUGGAGACGAUAAUGGUGCACAAGUGACCACCUGUACAAAGAUGUAUCACAUUCGUUUGUUCAAAGAGUAG
Molecule: messenger RNA, 540 nt
Organism: Sporisorium graminicola
Lineage: Eukaryota; Fungi; Basidiomycota; Ustilaginomycetes; Ustilaginales; Ustilaginaceae
Exons: 2
Coding region: 1-540 (179 amino acids)
Source: RefSeq, a predicted model, not a curated record